Messenger RNA from Heteronotia binoei (common prickly gecko), 2123 nucleotides. Its product is annotated as zinc finger protein 883-like. The transcript has 6 exons. Gene Ontology annotation, molecular function: DNA-binding transcription factor activity; RNA polymerase II cis-regulatory region sequence-specific DNA binding. The record is from RefSeq and is a predicted model, not a curated record. Gene Ontology annotation, biological process: regulation of transcription by RNA polymerase II. The annotation marks the transcript as partial. Lineage: Eukaryota; Metazoa; Chordata; Lepidosauria; Squamata; Gekkonidae.
UUCAGAAUAAAGACAACUUUUCAGAGACAAAGGUGGCCCAAGAGAAGGGGAAGGAGAUGGAACAGCAAGACCCAGAAGGACCUGGAACUGGCAAGAGAGCAAGCGAAGGCCCCGAUCCCACCCCAGCUGCGAGUGGUGUUGAAUUCUGGGAAAGGGCUGUGCCAGAGGUCAUGGCUAAGAUCACUCUGACUUCAGAAGUAUGUUACCAAUUCUUCCGGCAGUUCCGCUACCAUGAGGCUGAUGGGCCCCGAGAGGUUUGCAGCCAGCUCCAUUUACUUUGCAGCCAGUGGCUGAAGCCAGAGAAGCACACCAAGAAGCAGAUCCUGGACCUGGUGAUCCUGGAGCAGUUCCUGACUCUCCUGCCCCAGGAAAUCCAGUGCUGGGUCAGAGGAUGUGGGCCGGAGACCAGUUCCCAGGCGGUGGCCCUGGCCGAAGGUUUCCUCCUGAGCCAGGCAGAGGAGAAGAGGCAGGCAGAACAGAUGCGGGGACCACCUUUGGAGAUGGAAGCUGCAAUCCCUGAGGCAGAAGGAGCUUCCUUGGAGCAGGGGCAGAGGGUGCAGGCGGUGGAGCGUGCCCAAGAUGCCCUCUCCUGUGGAACAGGCAGUGAAGAGAUGCUGUUGAGCCGUUGUCUUUUCCAAGGUGUGGGAACAGUCGCUGCACCUCCAACCCAGGGUCCCUUUUCCUUGGAGGAGGUGUCCGUCUCAUUCACGGAGGCAGAGUGGGCCCUGCUGGAUCCGGGACAAAGAGCUCUGUACAGGGAAGUCAUGCUGGAGAACUAUGGGAACGUGGCCUCUCUGGGAGGUGAUUGGGAAAAAUUUAGUAUGAAUGGCCAUCUUCAAAGGCAUCAGAGAACCCACACAAGGGAGAAACCUUUUGAGUGCUCAAAGUGUGGACAGAGAUUUGGUAUGAGUGGCAGUCUUCAACGUCAUCAGAAGAUCCACAAAGGGGAGAAGCCUUUUGAAUGCUCAGAGUGUGGAAAGAGAUUCAUGUGGAGUGGCAAUCUUCAAAGGCAUCAGAGAACCCACACAGGGGAGAAGCCUUUUGAAUGCUCAGAGUGUGGACAGAGAUUCAAUCAGAGUGGCAAUCUUCAAUAUCAUCAGAGAACUCACACAGGGGAGAAGCCUUUUGAAUGCUUGGAGUGUGGAAAGAGAUUCAGUCAGAGUGGCAGUCUUCAAAGGCAUCAGAGAACCCACACAGGGGAGAAGCCUUUUGAAUGCUCAGUGUGUGGAAAGAGAUUCAGUGAGAGUGGCAGUCUUCAAAAUCAUCAAAGAACCCACACAGGGGAGAAGCCUUUUGAAUGCUCAGAGUGUGGAAAGAGAUUCAAUCGGAGCGGCAAUCUUCAAGAGCAUCAGAGAACCCACACAGGGGAUAAGCCUUUUGAAUGCUGGGAGUGUGGAAAGAGAUUUAGUACGAGUAGUGAUCUACAAAAGCAUAAAAGAACCCACACAGGGGAGAAGGAUUUUGAAUGCUCAGAGUGUGGAAAGAGAUUCAGUCUGAGUGGCAGUCUUCAAAGGCAUCAGAGAACCCACACAGGGGAGAAGCCUUUUGAAUGCUCAGAGUGUGGAAAGAGAUUCAGUCAGAGUGGCAAUCUUCAAUAUCAUCAGAGAACUCACACAGGGGAGAAGCCUUUUGAAUGCUCAGAGUGUGGAAAGAGAUUCAGUCAGAGUGGCAAUCUUCAAUAUCAUCAGAGAACCCACACAGGGGAGAAGCCUUUUGAAUGCUUGGAGUGUGGAAAGAGAUUCAGUCAGAGUGGCAGUCUUCAAAAUCAUCAGAGAAUCCACACAGGGUAGAAGCCUUUUGAAUGCUCAGAGUGUGGAAAGAGAUUCAGUCAGAGUGGCAAUCUUCAAUAUCAUCAGAGAACCCACACAGGGGAGAAGCCUUUUGAAUGCUUGGAGUGUGGAAAGAGAUUCAUGUGGCGUGGCAGUCUUCAAAAGCAUCAGAGAACCCACACAGGGGAGAAGCCUUUUGAAUGCUCAGAGUGUGGAAAGAGAUUCAGUCAGAGUGGCAAUCUUCAAACGCAUCAGAGAACCCACAUAGGGGAGAAGCCUUUUGAAUGCUGGGAGUGUGGAACGAGAUUUAGUAUGAGCAGCCAUCUUCAAAAGCAUCAGCGAACCUACACAGGG